GGAGGAUUGUCCCCGCUAGGGAGGGUAAUGGGUAUUAUGAUUGACAUUGUUUAUUUUUAACAUGAGCUUUAUCACAAUAGGUCAAUGGUUGUACAAAAUGGAAAUCCUGAAAUAAACGCGAGCAUCUUGAGUCAGUUUUCGUUCUUUUGGGUUCACAAGAUUUUUAGAACUGGAAAUAAAAGAACUCUUACUGAAGAUGACGUGUUUUCAAUUGACCCAAGUUUGAAAAGCGAACGAUUGACGGCUCUUCUGGAAGAGCAAUGGGCUUUGGAAGCAAAAAGGACAAAGAAUCCUUCCCUUGUUGUUGUUAUUCUGAAAAGACAUCUCUUCACCUUGAUUUGGUUGUUUGUGGCUUUCAGCAUAGAGGGUGCUUUAAGAUGUGCUUGUCCCUUCUUUGUGGUGCGAAUAACGUCCUACUUUGACCCUGCAGUAGAAAUGACACAACAGGAAGCUCUCCUUUGGACAUUUGGUUUGACACUGAUCUACACGUUGCUACUGAUGUUCAGACACUACGUCUGGUACCGUCUCGUGAGACUAGGAGCAAUUAUCAGAGUAGCUGUUACAGGGCUCACAUACAGAAAGGCGUGCAGGAUAAGUCAAAGGGAGAUAGGGGAGAGAUCGGUUGGCAUGAUUGUUAACCUCAUAACUAAUGAUGCUCAGCGAAUAGUUGAGUACAUCACAUCGGCAAGCGUAUUCUUUAAUCUCUGGUCAAUUCUGAUUGUGAGCUUUGUCGUGAUGUACAACCAAAUUGGUAUCUAUGCUACCUUAACUGGGUUCUGUUCGAUGCUCAUCUUCGUGCCUAUCCAAGUUUGCAUGGGCAAGUUUGUUUUUUACCUCAGAACAAAGACAGCACAACUUACAGAUAGUAGAGUGACAACUAUUCACGAAAUAAUAUUAUUCAUAAAAGUGAUAAAGAUGUACGGAUGGGAGCUUAUGUUUAAGAGACUCGUGGGAGAGAUAAGGCUACAAGAAUCUAGGUAUAUUGGAAUGUUUGUACUAAUGAAAGCCAUGACUACUGCAGUUUUCUACAUCUCCCCUGUAUUUUCCCUUCUUGUAGUCAUCACUAUGAAGUGGUAUUCGAAUGAGCCAAUCCGUACAACAGAUGUUUUAUUCUUCCUGUCGAUGAUUGGUGCUGUCAAAUUUUACAUCUGCAUUGCUCUUGGUAAUAUAUUUACCUUUGUUCCACAAGUUGUUCACAGUCUUCAGAGAAUACAGGAUUUUUUGAAUGCCGACGAAAUAAAGUAUAUCCACAAAAAAGCAGCCAUCAACGAUGUUAUUGAGAAUAAGAAUUUCUUAUACGACGACGCAAAAAUGAAAAGUGGCAACGAAUCCCCACCUUUCAAAAAAGAUACCAAGUCUGAACUGAGCGGAGAGACUGUCAUAGAGUUUAACGACUAUUCUUCAAGAUGGGGACCUGAAACCUUUUCUCUUACAGGACUCAAUCUAACCGUAAAGAAGGGGGAACUAAUCGCCGUAGUUGGACCUGUUGCUUGCGGUAAAACAACCCUUAUCAUGUCGAUACUACAGGAGUUGGACCACGAGGGAAUUUGCAAUAUUGAUGGAAGUGUGGGGUUUUCGUCUCAAGUACCCUGGAUCUUUAACGGAAAUAUCGAAGAGAACAUUUUGUUUAACAGACCUAUGGAUAAGGAAAAGCUUAAUCAAUGUAUUGCAUCCUGUCAUCUUACUAAGGACCUAGAAUUGUUACCGAACGGGUUGCACACAUUGGUCGGAGAAAGAGGUGUUCAACUCAGUGGCGGACAGAAGGCCCGGGUGAACCUUGCCAGAGCCGUUUACGGUAAAAAUCCAAUUGUGGUUCUUGACGAUCCCCUUGGUGCAGUUGACACCAGAUGUGCUAAACACAUCUUCAACAAUUUGAUUCAAGAACAGUUAUACGGAAAAACACGAAUCCUAGUUACCCAUUCAACAAACUUCUUAAGUGAAGUAGACCGUAUAGUUGUUAUGGAUACGGAGGUUGUUGCUAAUGGUGACAAAACCAGAGUUGUUGGUAAAAUAAGCCACGUAGGGACCUACCCUGAACUCAUCUCUAAAGGUCUAAAGUUUUCUAUACUCGGAUCUGAGAUAAAUAAAAAUAAGCGUAUGAGAACUUCGUCCAAAUCCUCUAUAAAGUCGGAUGAAAAAGAAGAAGAGGGUUGUUCUGAUUCGGGGGAGAGAAUCGAAAAGGUGAAGAAACCCGAGAAAUUUAAAGAAGAAAGGAAAGUAGGCUCUCUUAACAAAAUGCUAUACUUGAGAUACUUCUCUAUGAGUAUCGGGUUUAUGGCUAUUCCAGUUCUUUUGAUAGCCCUGAUAACACCUCAGAUUCUCAUAAUAUUUCAAGAACAAUUCGCUAUCAAUUGGAUAACUGACAGAGUCACAGAAGAUCGCAUCUCAAAAAAAGAUUUCACCUCCUACGACGAGAAUCACUAUACUGUUUACAUUUGGCUGGCUUGUGGAACUAUUUUAUUGCUUCUCAUCAGGGGUUUUGUCUACGGAUUUGUAGUAUACAGGGCAGGUAGAAAACUACACAACAAGGCACUAUUCGCAAUGCUAAGAUCACCCAUGAGAUAUUUCGACACACAUCCGAUAGGAAUGAUUAUCAACCGAUUUUCAAAGGACACAUACUUCAUGGACGAGCGGUUCAAUGACGUUUCCUUGGGAUUCGCUCAAAUUUUUCUGCUCCAGUCGGCUGCGGUAACUUUGGUUGUAAUUGCCAAUUACUGGUUUAUCAUUCCCCUCAUAUUUCUGUCCGCACUGAUGGUCUUCACCGUCCGCUACUGCUUGAAUACUUCUUUAGAUAUCCGGAGAAUUGAAGCGUUAAAGAGAAGUCCCAUCUUGUCCCACAUCUGUUCUACUCUGUCUGGGCUCACAACUAUUCGUGCAAACAACCAGAUAGAGAUAUUCGAGUCUCAGCACUACUUCCAACGGGAUGAACACACGCGGUGCUGGAUGCUGUUCCUGGCCAUAACUCGUGGUUGGCUCCCUUCCCGGCUUGACGGCAUCGCAGUCGCUACCUCUGUCAUUGCCACAUUUCUCACAGUCGCUCUGAAAGAUGUCAUUGGCUCAACAUUCGCUGGAUUGGCUUUGGUUUACAUCAAUGACACGAUUGGAAGUUUUCAAUGGUGUGUCCGGCAAUAUACAGAGACAGAAAAUAUGAUGACUGCUGUUGAGAGAGUCAUGAUGAUUGCUCAACUGCCUCCAGAAGCUUCUUUAGAAUCUCCAGACAGAAGAAAAAAUGAGAAACAAUUCGAAACCAUCCCGAACAGCAAUAUUGUCACCACGGGUGUCAUAGAGUUUAGAAACGUCAAAUUAAAAUACGACCCUGACCCUGAAGCGGAGUACAUCCUCCACGACCUUUCAUUUAUAACCCGGCCAAGAGAGAAGAUUGGAAUUGUGGGUCGGACUGGAGCAGGUAAAAGCACCAUACUGCAAGCUCUCUUCAGGAUGGUUGAGCCGGAAGGAGAAAUACUGUUAGAUGGAAUGUUGACGAGUGAGAUGGGCUUGCACGAACUCAGAAAAUCUAUCAGCAUUAUCCCUCAAGAAAGUCUUCUGUUUUCUGGGACUCUGCGAGGAAAUCUUGAUCCGUUCUUCAAAUUCGACGAUGAUCACUUGUGGGGCGCGCUAGAGAAGGUAGAGUUAAAAUCCUUCAUUUCAACCCAGACUGGAGGACUGGAGAUGAUGGUCCAGGAGGGUGGUCGGAAUCUGUCAGCUGGUCAAAGACAGCUCUUGUGUCUUGCCAGGGCAUUACUAAAGAUCAAUAAGAUUCUUGUUAUUGACGAGGCUACAGCUAAUGUGGACGAAAAAACAGAUCAGUUGAUCCAGCGGACUCUCCGACAAAAGUUCUCCGACUGCACAGUUCUCACCAUAGCACACAGAAUCAACACUAUUAUCGAUAGUGACCGUGUGAUGGUGAUAGAGGCGGGUAGAUUGGUUGAGUUUGAUCACCCAGCAGUGCUUCUGAAGAAACCGGAAAGUAUCUUCUUCGAUCUAGUUAAAGAAACCGGGAUGUUUGAUGCUUUGCUGGAGCAAGCUUGUGCUAGUUUUGUGGAUCAGUGAAUAGAGAAAGUAUUAUGAUGGACAGAUUUAGCUACAAGGUGCAUGGAUUUGUAUUAUUGCUAUUCAAUUAACAUAUACAAUAUAGUAUGUAGAGUGGAAUCAUAGUCCAUAGCCUAGUAGCUGAUUUUUACUUGUAAGACGUUUUUCUCAGCUUCAUACCUUAGUUCCUAUCCACGAAUAGGGAAGGCUUUUCUGCAGGUGUUGGGACGUUAAUGAGACGGACUGAAUCCUGAGAUUCGUUGUAUAGAAGGAUCUGUCUCGUGCUCAGAUCUGUUUUGUCGAAACUAAACGCUUCUGCCGGGAGUUUCCGGCGGAGUCCCAGGUCUGGAACACACCCGAUGGAAGUGGCGGGUCCUGGUUGUUUGAUCUUCAGUUUACGUUUUUUUGGUCUUGCUGCCGUAGUCUUUAAGAGUGAGGACCACGUUCCACGUUUUAAAGUAUUUAAAGUAAUUGUGAAAAGUAUAUUAGUAUAUUAGUCAAUUUACUGGGCGGCGCUCAGCCUGUCGG
Molecule: messenger RNA, 4557 nt
Organism: Bolinopsis microptera
Lineage: Eukaryota; Metazoa; Ctenophora; Tentaculata; Lobata; Bolinopsidae
Product: ATP-binding cassette subfamily C member 4-like
Exons: 27
Coding region: 85-4050 (1321 amino acids)
Biological process (GO): transmembrane transport
Cellular component (GO): membrane
Molecular function (GO): ABC-type transporter activity; ATP hydrolysis activity; ATP binding
Source: RefSeq, a predicted model, not a curated record